AUGAAGGUCGCUUGGCUUGCUCUGCUGGCCGUGGCUGGGACAACCCUCGCGGGUCCAACCGCCGACCUGCAGGCCCGGACCCCGCCGCAGGCUGGCUCGGCACAGGCCCGCGAGCUUUAUAACCUGGUCAUGAAGGGAAUGCAGAGCUGGGGCCUGGCGGGCGCCGUCCACGCUCCCGGCGGGCACCCCGGUGGCCCGUCGGCCAACCUGCCCGGCGGCCUGCCGGAGCUGAACCGGCCCCAUCCCCCAAAGCAGGACGGCGUGCCCGGGACCCCAGGCAACCCCCUCGGGCCUCGCAAGAAGCAGGGGCGCAUCUACCCGCGGGGCAAGUCCUGCACGGCGACAAAGAGGAAGCGCGGCAUGCAGUGCCCCGCCGGCACGGCCGCGACGGGCCGGACGUCCCGGUACCCGAAGCUGCGCCUCAACGGGCAGGGCGGCGUCAUGGUGGCAUUUGCGACGCUCGCGCCGCACGCGCACGGCAUCCUGGCGGCGGUCAAGGGCUGGGACAACCCCAUCGGGGCGGCCGUCGCGUGGUUCGACGGCGCCAUGGCGGACCUGCAGGAGGCCAUCGGCGGCAAGCGCGUGCCCGAGAUUGACGGCAACGAGCUGAAGCUCUGGCUCAUCUGCCUCUUCCGGUGGAACAGCCCCGCGAGCCCCGACGCCAUCGACCGGGCGUGCCAGCGCCGGCGCGACGCGCCCCUCGAGGAGCGCAAGCAGCAGCAGGCCAUCGACGGCCUGAACCAGGUCGCCGAGCUGUGCGAAAAGGUGGAAGAGACGCCGCCCGCGGACGGCGAGCUGAAGACCGAGGUGCUGGCGCUGUGCGACAAGUUUGCCGACACGCUGGAGGGCAUGGCCGACGCCAACGCCGCGCUGGUGCUGCUGGGCGAGUGGGCGCGCGCGCGCACGCUCAACAGCCAGGACCUCGACCAGGCGGACCGGGCGGCGGUGGCGGGCUUCAUCCGGCAGGGCGCGUUCGGCCCCGCGGCGGCGGCGACGGAGGACGAGGCGGGCGAGCUCGCGUCGCUGUACCUGGCGCACAUGUCGACGUACGCCGUCGUCGAGGUCGAGGACGACGGGUCCGAGGUGCUCAUCGACCACAGCAGGCCGCCGGCGUGGCUGGAGCUGCUGCAGAUGGGCGCGGGCUACGUGCCCGAGGACCGGGCCGCCGUCGACGAGGCGCUGCGGAUGCUCGAGGGCACGCCGCACCUGCGCCACGUCGACAAGGAGGGCAGGGAGGAGCCGAUGGCGAGGGUCCAGACGUGCUGGGACCACGCGGGCCUGCUGCUCUUCCAGCCGCGGCGGUGGGAUCUCGUCGCCGCGGCCGUCACGUACCUCGAGGGCCGGAUCCGCGACGCGGGCAGCGACCUCGCGUGCGCGCCGUGCCUGGCGCCCGAGGGCUUCUGGGUGCUGCGUUGCGGAUCGGCUGCUCCGUGA
Messenger RNA from Akanthomyces muscarius, 1434 nucleotides. RefSeq lists its product as uncharacterized. NCBI's taxonomy places the organism in Eukaryota, Fungi, Ascomycota, Sordariomycetes, Hypocreales, Cordycipitaceae. The transcript has a single exon. The coding region runs from base 1 to 1434 and encodes 477 amino acids. The record is from RefSeq and is a predicted model, not a curated record.